Acanthamoeba castellanii str. Neff is the source of this 3195-nucleotide messenger RNA. Its product is annotated as SH2 domain containing protein. The record is from RefSeq and is a predicted model, not a curated record. Bases 1 to 3195 code for a protein of 1064 amino acids. Lineage: Eukaryota; Discosea; Longamoebia; Acanthamoebidae. The transcript is spliced from 20 exons. Gene Ontology annotation, molecular function: ATP binding; protein kinase activity; protein binding. Gene Ontology annotation, biological process: protein phosphorylation.
AUGGCCAAGGAAAAGAGAGCGAAGCCCAGCACCAGCCGAAGUAGCAGCAACAAGCGCGGAUCUUUCCAAGAUGUCUCGCAAGAUGGCUACGCCAACGAACGCGGGCUCGGCGACGACGUGCUGGGCCUGGCCCUGUCUAGCCAGUACGACGACACCGACCUCCCCGGCGAGGCCGACGCCAUCGACCACCAUCGCGCGCCCCACGAAGGCACCGCUGGCGACUCGGCCGCCGAGGGCCUCGCCUACUACGAAGCCCUGGGUGACAAGCCCGCCUCUUCGUCGUCGCGCGGCCUUCGCGCCUCCUCGUCUGCCCACCGACGUGCCGCGGCCCACGCGGCCUCGUCCAUGUCAACAGCGGCGCCUGGUCGCCAGCGGGACGGCAGCGCGGGCGACGACGGCUCCAGUGGUGACGACGACGACGACGACGAUAACAGCAGCGGUUCCGAGGGCGGCCGUGACAGCCGGCGCGGACGCCACGCCAAGCGCGCACAGCGGCGCGAUCGAACGGCGGCGGACGGCGGCGACAAGAAAUGGGCGAAGAAGAAGCGCGCGCAGCAGUACUCGGACGACGAGCCCGAGCAGCAGGACGUCAAGAGGGCCGAGCGGGAGUACAUGGUGGGCGAGAUCGACGAGCGCGAGCUGGUCAUCGGUCGGCGAAUCGCGUGGUAUCCCAACGGACCCGGAUGGAUCGAGAAGGUGAUAAUCAAGAUUCCGCGUAUCAAGGAGCUCAAGGGCACAGAGCUCCGCCGCUUCCGCAAGGCGGUGGCCAAGCGCAUCACGGUCGCGCAUCCGAAUGUCGUGUCGUGCCUCGGUGCCUGCACGGUGCCGGGCCGCUUCAAGCUGAUCGAGGAGACCCUGGACGAGGGCGGCUUCUCUCGGCUUCUCCGGGCACACCGCCACUCCCCCGCUCCGCUGUCGCCCAACGAAGGCCAGUGGAGUCUGUUUCAUCGCAUGCUGAUGGCGUCGGACAUCGCCUCCGGCAUGGCCUGGUUGCACUCCUCCGUGCCGCCCAUUGUCUACGGGGAUUUGAAUUCGUCGAACCUGUCGGUGGAGUACCGGGAGGGGCGCGCGGUCAUCAAGGUCGCCAACUUUGGCUUCCCGAUGCUGUGCGGUCCCUCCUACUACCCCCACAAGGCGGCGCCAGAGGUGCUGGGUACGCCGCUCUCCAGCCACCAGUCCUUCACGAAGGAGGCCGACGUGUACGCCUUUGGUCUCAUUCUCUGGGAAUUGCUCACGACUGAGGAGCCCUACCCCUACUUUGCCAACUUGGACGAACUCAUCGAGGCCGUGUGCAGGCAGAAGGAACGCCCGCCGCUGCCCGACGAUUGUCCGACGGCCUUGCGACAGCUCAUCCAGGCGUGCUGGUACCACGAGUCCGCGUGCCGCCCCGACUUUGUGCAGAUCACGGCCAGGCUGGACGAGAUCUUCAUCAGGAUGGCGGUCAGAGACGAGGAAGGCCAACGCUUCUGGAUCGAGAACUUCCCCAAGCAGCAAGCGGUGGAGUGGGGCGUGUUUGUUCGUGCCUUCUACAGAUUCCUCAAAGUGCGGCCGCCUCGCGGGCGUCGCCUUGUACAAAGCAAAGGGAGCGCGAACGAGCAGCUCCGAGAGAAAGAGCGGGAGGAGGAGGAGCGAGAGGAGAUGGUCAUGCAGUGCUUCAAGGCUCUGGUCGUCUCCAAGGACCCGGUCGACGAGGGCACGCUGGCUCUCGGCAGCCGCAUCGCCGUGCGCAAGAAGGAGAUGGUGCACAUCCAACAGUUCGGCCGCAUCUUGGACUGGUUCGGUCCCGUGUCCAAGAACGUCACGCUCCCGCCACCCAGGCCGUCGACGUGUGACGAGGCGCUGGUGAGUCCGAGGAAACAGGCGCUCAUGCGCAAGGGCAAGGGCGGCGGUGCGGCAUGUACAAAGGAGAAGAGCGCAUCCGGACACGGCAGCCACAAGGACGGGCGGCGGGCCGGUAGCGGCAAGAGGCGAGCGGCGACCCGGAGAAAGAGGGCCGGCAGGGGCCACUACGCCUCCGAGAGCGACGACGAUUCGGAAUCGUCGUCGGAAGAAGAGGAGGCCGACGUGACGGACUCCUCUGAGUCGGACUCGGAGAGCGAAGAAGAAAGCGAACGGGAUGCGAAGAGCAAGCGCGUCGACUUUGCGUCGGUGCUGCCGGUGGAGCUGUCGUUGGCCAUCUUCCGCUACUUUGAUGAAUACGAUUGGACCGACCUGCAAAGCGUUUGCAGGAAUUGGGCGACGAUCAUCAACGUGCUGCGAAACAAGCAACAGCGGCGACUGCGACGGCGGCCCAGCCGAGAAUCGUCGGCAUCGCGCCAGGCCGAGAAGACGACCAAGAAGAAGAAGAAGUCCCGCAUCGACCCCAAGACCUUCCACCUCGCCCGCGGCAUGUCGACCGGCGCGCUCUCCCUGUCGUCCGUCAAGAACAAGCACCACGCCGGCAACAGCCACAGCGGCGGCAAGCUCAUCGAUUCGCUCCAGGACAAGAAGCACGGCGGCGCCGGCAGCAAGAUGGAGCGGAUGGGCAAAAACUUCAAGUCGUCGGCCCUCCUCACCCGCAAGCGACGCACCAAGGGCGGCGGUGGCGACGAUUCGUCGUCUUCGUCUUCGGAAGACACCGACGGCGAUGUCGAUACGCCGCCGGCCUUUGCUGCGCCCUCGAAGCGCGAGCGCCGUAGGGAGCGCCGCCACCACCAGGACAAGGACGACUCGGCCUACUGCUCGUGGAGCGACGACGACGACGACGAAUGCGACAUGGACAACUGGGAGAUGGUGCCGGAGGCCAACCCCAAGCGGACGAUCUUGGACGCCAUCCACGCGGUGCUGACGCAGAAGUGGUUCCAUGGCGACAUCGAGACCGCGGACGCCACCUACCGCAUUCAGAGCUGCCCCCAGGGAACGUUUUUGGUGCGCUUCAGCACCAACGCGACGCAUCCGGGCGCCUUCACCAUCACGCGCGUGGCGGCCGGCCCAUCGAUCGGCCACAUCCGCAUCACCCGCUCCGAUGACGGCAAGGGGAGAUUCAUGGUGAACAAGGACAUGGUGUUCGACAGCUUGGUGGAGACCAUCGAGAGCACGAAGAACAUCCUCGGCCUCACCUCCUCCUGCCCCGGCUCCCCGUUCUACAAGAAGUUCGGCGUGCCCUCGUCCUCCGCGACUCCUUCUUCGGCCUCGCUGACGGCCUCCCGAAGCUGA